CAAUUCUCAAGUCUUCAGUUGGUCCACUGCCUCCUAAUUGUGAUCAAAAAGGGACUUUGCUUUUACUAUAAGUAAAAUGAGUACACAGGGCCCAACCUCGGAUAAGUGUAUGAUCACUGCAUUGAUGUGCCAGGAGAAGUUUGCUUGUGCUGGCAAUGCUGAAGCUGUGUUUGAAUGCGAUGAGUGCAAUACUCUGCAGUGCCAGCAGUGUGAAGGAGAGCUCCACAAACAAGAAAGACUUCAGAACCAUGAGAGGACCAGGAUUCCUCCUGGAUUUGUCCCUUCUUGUUCCAGUUGCAAAGGAGGAAAUGCAAGCUCCAUGAUGAGCAGCACGUCCGGCUCCAGGCAGCGGGCAUCUGUUAGGUGCCUUAACUGUAAGGUUGACCUCUGUGCUGAUUGCCAGAAACGUACCCACUCAGGGGGAAACAAAAGAAAGCAUCAGUUUACAGCAUACCCAAUGUUAAAGGGCCCUGAACCACAGCAUGGCCCAGAAAUGGAUAAGGAAUCUCUAAGGAAGAAGAUGACUGAGAAAGUUGACUGUUUCCUUCUGGUUGAUGAGACUGAAGAAAUUCAGGUAAAGGAUGAAGAGGAAUUCUUGGAGAAAUUGCACUGCAAGCCAGAUGACCUGUUGAAGGUCAUUUCAAUCUUUGGCAACACAGGAGACGGCAAAUCUCACACUUUGAAUCACACCUUCUUUUAUGGAAGGGAAGUAUUUAAGACUUCUCCUGCCCAGGAAUCCUGCACAAUAGGUGUAUGGGCAGCUCUGGACCCAGUCCAUAAAGUGGUUGUAAUCGACACAGAAGGUUUGCUUGGUGCCACAGUUAAUCUUAGUCAGAGGACACGUUUGCUGCUCAAAGUAUUGGCUAUUUCGGAUAUAGUUAUCUACAGAACUCAUGCAGAUCGAUUGCACAAUGACCUCUUCAAGUUUCUUGGUGACGCGUCUGAAGCUUACCUGAAACACUUUACCAAGGAGCUGAAGGCCACCACUGCAAGGUGUGGGUUAGAUGUUCCACUAUCAACGCUGGGUCCUGGGGUCAUCAUCUUCCAUGAGACAGUGCACACUAAGCUGUUGGGGUCAGAAAAAACCACUGAAAUUCCUGAGAAGGUGAUCCAGGACCGUUUCCGUAGGCUGGGAAGAUUCCCUGAGGCAUUCAGCUCUAUACAAUACAAAGGCACUCGCACCUACAACCCACCAACAGACUUCUCAGGGUUGCGCCAUGUCAUUGAACAACAACUGGAGAACAACACCACCCGCUCGCCCCGUCAUCCAGGUGUCGUCUAUAAAGCUCUGAAGGCCCUGAGCGACCGCUUUAGUGGCGAGAUCCCUGAUGACCAGAUGACACACAGCUGUUUUUUCCCAGAUGAAUACUUCACCUGCUCCUCUAUCUGCCUCAGCUGCGGAGCAGGUUGUAAAAGCAGCAUGAAUCACUUGAAGGAAGGACUUCAUCAUCACACCCAGAGCCGGUGCCGGUACUCACACCAGUAUGACAACAGAGUGUUUACUUGCAAGCCUUGCUAUGAAAGUGGCAAAGAGGUGAAUGUGGUACCCAAAACAUCUGCGUCCACUGACUCUCCCUGGUUGGGCCUUGCUAAGUAUGCCUGGUCUGGAUACGUGAUUGAGUGCCCUUCUUGUGGCGUGAUCUAUCGCAGCCGUCAGUACUGGUUUGGGAACCAAGAUCCAGUGGAUACUGUUGUGCGUACAGAGAUACAACACGUCUGGCCUGGAGCCGAUGGAUUCCUAAAAGACAACAACAAUGCAGCUCAACGCCUCCUGGAUGGAAUGAACUUCAUGGCACAGUCCGUUUCUGAGAUGAGUAUUGGACCCACCAAAGCAGUGACAUCCUGGCUGACUGAUCAGAUUGCCCCAGGCUACUGGAAGCCAAAUUCACAAAUACUGGAAUGUACCAAGUGCAAAGGUCCCUUUAAAGACAAUGACACUAAGCACCACUGUCGGGCCUGUGGGGAGGGUUUCUGCGACAUUUGCUCUUCCAAGAGUCGGCCAGUGCCUGAGCGAGGUUGGGGAAUCUCACCAGUACGUGUCUGUGACAGCUGCUAUGAUCAGAGAGGAACUCCAGUGGCUGUAGUAACAAAUGCCGCAGAAGAUGAUGAAGGCGGCACACUAAUUGCGAGGAGGGUUGGAGAGGCCGUACAAAACACUCUUGGAGCUGUGGUCAAAACCAUCGACUUCCCUCUAGGUCUGGUGAAAGAUGCUGCAAGGCCUACUUACUGGAUUCCAGACCAUGAAAUAAAACACUGCUACAGCUGCAGGAAAGAAUUCAGCGCCAAGCUCUCAAAACACCACUGCCGGGCAUGUGGCCAGGGUUUCUGUGACGAGUGUUCAAAUGAGAGACGGCCUGUACCCUCCCGGGGCUGGGACCAUCCUGUCCGUGUCUGCAUAAACUGCAAUAAAAAACCUGCUGACCUUUAA
Xenopus laevis (African clawed frog) is the source of this 2428-nucleotide messenger RNA. It is a transcript of the gene zfyve1.S, whose product is annotated as zinc finger FYVE-type containing 1 S homeolog. Gene Ontology annotation, molecular function: metal ion binding; 1-phosphatidylinositol binding; phosphatidylinositol-3,4,5-trisphosphate binding. Gene Ontology annotation, cellular component: lipid droplet. NCBI's taxonomy places the organism in Eukaryota, Metazoa, Chordata, Amphibia, Anura, Pipidae. Gene Ontology annotation, biological process: lipid droplet formation. The record is from RefSeq and is marked provisional.